UUUGCAACAACAGUCACCUCAAGGAACUUCAUAUUGUAAAAUAAAGACCCUAGAGUACAAAAAACAGGCAAGCAAACAAACAAUAGGGAAAGACCCUUUUUGCAGAGUGCAUACUUUUACUAGUAGAUAUCACGACGGUGUCAACGAUGCUGAAACUAAAGCACUUUUGUGUUAGCUGUGCAUUUUUUUCCCAAGAAAAGAAGAGGAUAAAAACUUUGUUGUGAUUUUUUCCCCAUAUAAGGUCAAACUUUGCCCCCAGAGAGGGGGCCUGAUUCACCUUGACUGGUAACCAUUGGUAACCCUCAUUCACCACACGUAGGAACUUUAUUUUUGUGAAGCUGCUUCAGCACAAUUCCUGUGCUCAGUCUCUUCCUUAUGUUAGCAGAAGGUCGUAAACUAUAAUGAUUUAUUACUAUACAUAUAAGAAAGUAUAAGCAGCUUUUAAAACUUGAAGCUAUUUGACUAUUAGCGUAUCACAUGUGACAACUAGGAUAUGUUCCACUCUCAUCCCCGCCUUCCACCCACCCCAAACCCUGAAUUAGACGGAUAAGAAUCCAGGGAGAAAGAAACUGGAUGGAUGGCAAACACAGCUGCUUUCAUUUAUUUACCCUGCAAUUAUUCUAAAGCAUAAUGUUUAGUGGAAAUAGGUAGGUAAAUGUCAGCAACACUCCAAAUGACAGGAGGCGUAAUCAGACAGAGCAAAUGCAGGCUUCUGUGUGGGUGAGCAGCAUCUCUCAUGUGUGCUGUUUAGCUAUAGAGUUACAUGCGAUAGAAGGGAUAAAUGCUUAAAGACUUCGCUUGGAAUACAAAGAUCGUCCUUUGAUAUGUGCAUUCAAUAAGACUAUAGAGUAUAGAUUUCACUAAUGCAGGCAUCGGAUUAUAGUAUUCAACUCUAUGCAAUGUAUCAGUGAAGAAAAUAGCCACAUUAACAUUAUACACAUUAUAUCUCAAAGAAAAGCACUCCUCAAAGUAAUCAGAUUACUGCUGCAAUAUCUUCUUAUUAAAUUAGUCACACAUUCCCUCAAUAUCUAAUAUUGUUUGAAGUCACAUGACAAGACAGCAUUUUACACAAAAGGUGUUUAUCUAGUGAGCUUCUGAAGUAGAACAAAGACUCUUAGUUUUAAAUGUAAUGGAGUUAAAAUUCUACUUUUCUUACAGAAACGUCAACGCAGGCAAAUAAAGCUGUUCAUACUGGGUCACGUGGCUUCUUAUCGCAGCUCUACUCCCCAUCUUGCAGAGAUGAUAAAAUCUUGCAUAGCUGCAGCUUUUAAGAUGAAAUACGUGCAAGUUUCAAGUUAUAGCCGAUGGAAAAAAAACACUUGCAGCGCAUUAAAAAUUCAACUUUUCUACAUAAAAAAAAAAAAAUCAGUUUAGGGGUCAAAACAUGGGCUAAAAAGUGGAGCAGAGAAACGACCCUGCUGAUUAUGUGCACAGUGUGCUGCUCGGAGCGUGGGUGCUGGGGUGUUUUCUACUGCUAUAGUUGGAUGAACACUUGAGGAAACAGUGCAUCUGUCCUCUGCGAUCCUGCGCGCUGAAGUUGGACAUUCUGGGAAUUUUCUUGCGUCCGUUCGAAAAAACUUGGUCGUCCAAUCCGUGUGCAGCUCCUGCACACUGGCUCCUCCUUCCCCUCUCCCUCUGCCUGCUCCCACAUGUAACGCUAUCGCUGCCUCUCUGUUGCAUUGUCUCAUUGGGGACGCAGCGCACGGAGUCCAGCGCUGCGGACAACUCCGGCGGACCUGCGAGCUUUAAAGUGACAGGGGAAGGAAAAAUGGACAAUGUCGAGCGGAAAUGAAAACCUGGGAUAGUAUGAGUCAUGGCUCGUUGAGGUGUCUUCAGUCUGCCGGUGGAUUCAUUAAUUCCAGCCCUGUGUCAGUCAGUCAGCGGGGCUGCCUGAAGCCGCGAGGCUACACUGCACGUUAGAAUGAGCCGCUAUCCUUGAUGUUGCGUUAAACCAAGCAGCUGCUAUGUUGAAAUCCCUCAUUCGGACCUGUGUGGCUCUACCUGGUGCUGGACCCUAGUCCGUUCCUUCCCUUAUCCCGGUGUGCGGUAACUGAGUGGUGGUCAGCGGUGCGCCCUGAGGAGGAUGGCCGCCCGCCGCGGAUGCGUGAACUCGCUCUGGUCGGGCACCGAGCGCGUCCGCAUCGGAGAGCGCCUCAAAGCGACGCUGGCCGGAGUGAUGGAGCUGGAGGUGCUCAGGUGCAAACACCUGGAGAUGGUGGACGCCGCUCUGGAGGAUCGACCGCCCGUUGCCGCCAACGCUGAGGAUCCACGGGCGGCGGAGGAGGAGGAGGAGGGGAGAGAGACCUCGGAAAGCGGCGCAAUGGAUGGCGAGCAUGGCUCUGCGACAUCCCGCCGGCAACAGGAUCCUUCUCCCUCUGACACCGCCUGUCAGAGCAGCCCAGAGGAAUGCGGGGGUAAUUCAGGGGACGGGACAGCUCACCUCUCAUCGGGCAGAGGGAGUAGCUCACGUUGGUCCACUCUUUCCUGGGAUGCCCCCUCUGACUUGCUUUCUCCUCCAACCCCGGAUCUUAAUGGUAUGAUCCCCCUGGACAGCGACUCCAGACCUAGUUCAGGUUUCUAUUCAGUGAGCGGCAGCUCCCUGUCAGACUCUUGCUACUCUGUGUCCAGCGACGCAGCCCAUGGAGGACCGGUGGCCCCUGCCAGGCCCCUGAAGCUGUGGGAGCAGGUUCCUGCGUGUGCUGACAACACUGACCUCCUGUGGCCAGAAGUUGCAGUGCAGCUGCAGCAACCUGUACUCCAGGACAGCCAGGAGGACGCUGAACCAACAGAAGAGACGCCCGUUUCUGUCCCAAAUGACCUUGAAGCAACUGGUCUGACCUUUCUGUCUGAACUUUGUUCAGGACUUGGCGAUUCCCUGAUUUCUUUCAUCCUCCCGCUCCUCAACCCUUCAUCCUCCUCCUCCACCUCCUGCUCCCAAAAUUCAAAACUCCAGCUUGACUCCCGCUACUGCACAGACCUGAUGUCCCGUCGGACCAAAGAGGUUUACUCAUACCCAAGCCCACUGCAUGCUGUUGCCCUCCAAAGCCCCCUCUUCACCACCCAGAAUCAAGAACAGUCAGCCUCUGUGAGCCCUGAGGGACCCCAGCAUGAUGAACCCACAGAGUCAAAUGCUGACACAGCUCUGCCUCUCCAGCCUCAGCAACCUCCCACUCCACCCUCCUUCACCCAGUUGGAGCAGUACAUCUCUCGUCUGGCUCGCCAGUACCACUGUCGGGCAAAGUCCACCUCUGAUCUCACCUCACCUGCCACCCCUGGGCCAGUAACACACAGAGGCCUUUGCACCCCUGGCAAAACUCACGGAUCCACCCAGUCUCUUUCUGCCUUCGAGAGCCGCAGCACACCCUCCACCCAGCCAGGCGUCAACAUCACACCCUCUAAGUCACUGCUAGGGAACUCAGCCAGAGUCAGCCUUAGCACCACCGGAAAAAAGGGCACCAGGAAUUCAAUCAACCUGGGAAAUCUUCCUUCAGCCACCGGAGAAGACUUAAACAUAAAUCUGCAUCUAAACCUCAACUUGAACCUGACUCCUGGUUUAAAUUCUGGUCAUGGGCUAGUGGACAAUCCCAGAAACGGAGCUCUGAGGAGAGACUUUGCGGCCAAUUCCACCGCUUCUGCCUCAUCACAUUCUUCUGCUACACCCACCCCAGCAAUGAGACCUCGUCCUCGCAUUUCAACUUGUCCAAGCAGCCUGAGCCACCGCAGCUCCCUUGAGGUCCCACUGGGGUCUGGAGCCAGCUCUGGGUUUGGCUCAUCAGCUUUCUGUCGCUCAUUAGACUGGAGCAGUGGUGCUCCACCUGAGGCUGGACAGCCAGUGUUUGGCACAAAUGCAGGAUCAGCUCCCGGAUCUCAGCGCAGCAGCUUGAUCCAGGAGUCCAACUCCAGUCCAAAGUUAAGUGAAGACUCGCCCAUGGUGGAGGAGAUCUCCCGCCUCUCUGGCCUGUCUCGAGCUGUUGUAGUUGGACUCAUGGAACAAGGCGUGGAGCUAGAUAUUGACUGCUUCCCAACAGAUACUGCAGGUGAGAUGAGAAGCCACACUAAAACUCACCUGACAGCUCAAACAGAUCAGUCACAUGACUAUACUAGACUGACAGACUUGAAUCCCCAGAGACCAAUACAGCUGUCUCUCAGUGUCACUCAUUCUCCACAGUCUCAGUCCAGCCUCACCCCUCCUCUCUCACACUCCAGCAGCCCCAUACACCCCUACCAAUCCAUGCACAUUCCCUCCUCCCACUACUCCUCACACUCCCACUACCAACAGACACCUGACCUUCCUUCCUCCACAGCCUCCUCACCUGCCUCCCGUCCUACCCCAAGAGGUCGCUCACCUCCACGCCCUCUCCAACCAUCCCCCCUGGGUGCGACUCCCCUCUCUGUUUUCAGACGAGAUGCACCAUUCCAGUGCUCCCUGCCCCGCACCAAUACCAGGACCUCUCCUUUUGAGCAUGGCGGGAUCCAACCAAGAGGAGGAUCACUUCGGCAGAGCAGUGGAGGAGGCGAGGGCAACAGCAGGCAGAAGAGGGCGGAGGGUGAUGGGCUCUACAGAGGAAAACAUGCCUCCCAUAAGCUGAUCAGGGCAGCAACAGUUAGCAGUUAUGCAAAGAGAGAGGACUACAGCUCAGUUUGGCGUGAGGAGGAGGAGAAGUUGCGAGCAGCCGCUCACACAUCCAACAAGUCCUCCAGCAAACUCUGGAAGGGCUUUGACGGACGCCUCUGGAGCAAAGAGUCUGAAAGUGAAAGAGAGGAGAUAGACAGGGCAGAGUAUGGCUAUGGCUGGAGAACGAACAGCGUGGGAAGCUGGAGAAGAGAGCACAGAAGGGUUAAAGCUUCUAGCAGCGGUGACAAAAGGCCUAAAGUAGACAACUCUCCUGUCUUCUCAAAGAAGAGAGGUAAAGAUGAUGGGGAGAGACGCAGCUCAAGCCUCAAGCUUUCCAGGCGGGCUCUGUUCAGGAGUGAAUCCCAGGGCUUGCUGGUACCUCGGAACCACAGCGAAGAGCCCACAAAGCGGCCACACUGGGUCUCCUCCUUGGACGUGGGGCAUGGUGGCAUGGGAAUCAGAAAAGACGAAGGGGUCAGACUACUGAGAGCGAAGGAGGAGGACAAACGGCUGUCUUCCACCGCCAGCCUCUUUAACCUCUCUCGUUCUCAGAGCCUAGAAGGCAGCUGCCAUUCACUCUCUCCUCUCUCCUCCCCUUCACUUUCUCCUUCUCCACCUCCACGGCUGCCCCUUCAGCGCUCCCGAUCACUGAGGGAUUUGGGAAGGAAAGUGUUUGGUUCAAUGAGGUCGCUUAGUCUCAAACAGAAAUCAUCCAGGAAGUGACUGCUGUACAAAAAAGUGAACUUCAUCGUUUGCGUUGUACAUUCAAAAAUACCAGUGACGAUUAGUAAUAUUUGAUGUUUAAAAUAAAGUGCCAAUAUUUGGAUUUUUAUGACUGAUCUGAUACACUGGCUAUGAGAUAUCCACUGGUCCUUUCACUCAUCUCCAGUGUGUUGAAGUUCCUCUCAGGCACAUCAGGUCUGUGAAGUUUUAGUCUUGGGUCACUUCAUUCAUUCUAGUAAUGUUUCUUUUGUAAAACUGGGCAUAUACGUUUUUAGAACCUUCUCAAAAAGUAUAAAAUAAAUGCGAACCUUCCCCAAACACGAUAUUUAGUAUAUAUGGAGCACUUUAAAGCUCAGAAGUUUUUGUAUUAGAAAACCAUGUAAUGUAAAUUGUGCACACCGCAGCAGCAAGAAAGAGGUGUAAGAUGCAACAUGGCCCACAGAGAAUUGUAAUACUGCUUGUCCAUUGAUGUGGUACCGGUCUGCAGCUAGUUCUGCUUUGGUACCUUUUGAGUAGCAGUCUACAGGUUUAUGCAUUUGAAGUAACUUCCACAGGAAAGAGACCAUGACUGACCUAACUUAUGUGAAUUUCUCUGAUAGCCACUAAAUAAUUUCAACUUUGACUCCAACAACUUUAUGCUACUGUGCACUGCUAGCUAUUGGUACCAGGAAUACUCUAUGUGUGGCAGUCCUUCUAAAUUAGGCACCACAUCAGUGGAAAGGAGGCAUCAUUGAAGGGAACAUGAGUGACCUGUUAUUUAGGGGUGAAUGAUUCUUUUUAGGCUCUGUAAAGGGCUGCAACCCUUAUAAACCCUAAUUUUUAUCAGUGCGAAUGCCAUCCUGAAGAGGAACACUUCUGGGAUCCUAUUGUGACAGGAGAGUAGCCAUUUGAAAAUACUGUAGUAAUAACAACUGUAAGAAGCUUCAGUGCAUAAUCAUGCGUAUGAAUGUGUACGUGCACAAUCCCCUUCUGCAUGCUGCUCUGUGACUUGUUCAGUGAUUAUAGCUAUUGUGAGAGUGUGAUAUUCCUCUUUGAUCAUGGGCAGUAUUGCCACUGAAGUACAAUCACAUUGGCCAGAUUAUGACCAAAAUUAAGCAAAUACUCUUUAACUUGAUAUUUUGCUCAGGAUUUUGAAAUGAACAUUGAAUUAAAGUAUUGAUGAGUUAUCCAAGAUACAUAUGUGUCCUCUUAUGGCUUAUGACUAAUAAAGGAAACUUAUAACUGAA
Maylandia zebra (zebra mbuna) is the source of this 6564-nucleotide messenger RNA. RefSeq lists its product as uncharacterized. The record is from RefSeq and is a predicted model, not a curated record. Gene Ontology annotation, cellular component: cytoplasm. Lineage: Eukaryota; Metazoa; Chordata; Actinopteri; Cichliformes; Cichlidae. Gene Ontology annotation, biological process: negative regulation of nodal signaling pathway.